AUGGUUGAUUCAGCCCCCGUCACCCCUUCCUUUCUUGCGGGGGCCUUGCACCCUCCACCCCCAACUUCGGAGGCUUGGGCUGGAAGGCGCGGGGGCGCGGGGCUGCACCUGUCCCGGAGGGCGCGCGGGGGGUUCGAGCUGGCGCUCUCGCCCGGGCGCUGGCACGGGUGCGCCCGCGUCGUGGGCGCCCGGCGAGGAUGGACCCGGCGUGGAUGCCCGGGAGCGAGCCGAGGACUCCUGGCGGACGUGCUAUUGUCGGCGGAGGUGAGCGGCGGCGACCGGCUGGACUGCGUGAAAGCCAGCGACCAGUGUCUAAAGGAACAGAGCUGCAGCACCAAGUACCGCACGCUGAGGCAGUGCGUGGCGGGCAAGGAGACCAACUUCAGCCUGGCGGCCGGCCUGGAGGCCAAGGACGAGUGCCGCAGCGCCAUGGAGGCCCUCAAGCAGAAGUCCCUCUACAACUGCCGCUGCAAGCGGGGCAUGAAGAAGGAGAAGAACUGCCUACGCAUCUACUGGAGCAUGUACCAGAGCCUGCAGGGCAAUGACCUGCUGGAAGAUUCCCCCUAUGAGCCCGUUAACAGCAGAUUGUCGGACAUAUUCCGGGUGGUUCCAUUCAUACCAGAUGUGUUUCAGCAAGUGGAGCACAUUUCCAAGGGGAACAACUGCCUGGACGCGGCCAAGGCCUGCAACCUGGAUGACACGUGCAAGAAGUACAGGUCGGCCUACAUCACACCGUGCACCAGCAGCAUGUCUAACGAAGUCUGCAACCGCCGCAAGUGCCACAAGGCCCUGCGGCAGUUCUUCGACAAGGUCCCAGCCAAGCACAGCUACGGGAUGCUCUUCUGCUCCUGCCGGGACAUCGCCUGCACCGAGCGCCGGCGGCAGACCAUCGUCCCCGUGUGCUCCUACGAGGAGAGGGAGAAGCCCAACUGCCUGAGCUUGCAGGACUCCUGCAAGACGAAUUACAUCUGCAGGUCUCGCCUUGCGGAUUUUUUUACCAACUGCCAGCCAGAGCCCAGAUCUGUCAGCGGCUGCCUGAAGGAGAACUAUGCAGACUGCCUCCUUGCCUACUCUGGGCUCAUUGAAAAUGCAAUUCAAGCCUUUGGCAACGGCUCCGACGUGACUGUGUGGCAGCCAGCCCUCCCGGUACAGACCACCACUGCCACCACCAGCACCGCCUUCCGGGGCAAGAACAAGCCCCUGGGACCAGCAGGCUCUGAGAAUGAAAUUCCUACUCACAUGUUACCGCCUUGUGCAAACUUACAGGCACAGAAGCUGAAAUCCAAUGUAUCAGGCAGCACACACCUCUGCCUUUCUGAUCGUGAUUACGAAAAGGACGGUCUCUCUGGAGCUUCCAGCCACAUAACCACGAAAUCGACGGCUGCCCCUCCAUGCUGCCCUCUGAGCCCGCUGCUGGUUCCCGUGGUCACAGGCCUGCUUGCCCUCUUGUCUGCAUCUUGGGCGGAGACAUCGUAGCUGCAUUGACAAGGCAACUCGGACAUGUGUUAAAAAAAAAAAAAAAGACAAAAAAAUCAAGUUCUCUGUUUCCUGUCCUCUUAUAUAGCGAAAUUCCAGUUCUGGGAGCUCAGUGGCCACACUGCUGAUAUGAUUUCCUCCAACUGGAAUUUUUUUCCCCUUCCUUCCUUUUCUUUUUUUUAAAAGAAAGCUUCUUGUGAUACUUAGGGGGCUUCUGUGGAAUCCUUGAUGCAGGGGGACAUCCCAAACCCAGAAGGCUGUGGGGCAUGCUGUGUUCUGAAGGGACACUUUGUCAAGGGGUGGUAAAGCGAACUGGCCGAUGCUCAUACGGAUGAAGACUUGGAUGAUUUUAACGCUGGCCUUGCCUAGCUAGAGACUGAGCUGGUAGUUCUAGAGACUUCCACAGCUCACGCAACGGCUUUGAUUUCUAACGGCAGAAACCGCAGCCCACCAUGGACACAAAGCUUUGGGCAUUUGUUUUUUGUUUUGUUUUGCAUUUUUUGUCCCAAAGCAGAGCAUCGCCUCAAGAGGAGACACUGUGGAGACAAGAAUGGAGGGGGGGAUCACCAUUGUGUUCGUGCGCAGAUUCUCCUCACUGAAGUUCAAGUUCCGUAAGUAGUACGACCACACCGGGCAGGGCCGGACGCAGCGUCUGGCUUGCAGUCAGCAAGGGCCCCGGAGUAGGCUCGCCUACUGAGCGUUGCUCUCCUGCGUUACCCGGUGAGAAGCCCUCUCACCAUGUGUCAAGCACUCAGAGCUCACGUGUGCUGCUCCUUCAUGGGGUUCUCUUUCGAAGACCAUUUUCCUACUACAGGCUUCCAACUUUUGGCUUUCUGUGUUUUGAAUGUAAGAAUAACUGCCUUCCUUUUUGUUUUGUGUUUUUAAACUGAUGGUUUCAUACAAAGUCCCGGGGGUUUGUUUCCACUCAAUUAGCAGUGGUCGCUCCUCCGAGGUGAACGUCACAGGUCCAGCUCAUCAAAUGCAGAUUCCCGGGCCUUGUGCUCCAUCAGGAAGCUCUGCAUCACGUGACUGUGGGCAGGCAGGAGGACACAGAGCAGCCCCCGCUUGGUCUGGGACCAUUUCUUGAAAUGCAGGUGUGCCUACCUGUGCGGAAACCAGCGGCCACCUGUACACAUUCCGCAACAUGAAAUGGUCCCCUUCCUUGCCAGUAAACAGGACCCAGAAGCCUAAUUUCCACUUGAUCCAUCUGGGAAAGGCAGCUUUGACUGGGGUAGGAGACGGGGUCUGGUGAUCCACCCCCAGGGGUCGCAGUGGUCAUUGUCCCCGGCUGCCAUGGCGUGGUCCCUGUGGGGGAGCUGUUUAGCCUAAAGAGCAUCAAGCACUGGUUUGCAACUUGCAAGCCCUCCAUGACAGACCAUGAUCGCGCCAAAGAGAAAGACGGUUUGUGGAAUCAAGACGGGCAGAGGUGUGCUGGGUUGGCUCUGAUCCACAGAACAGAAGCAGGGUGCCCAUUGCUGUGUGAGCUGUGCUAGCUGCACACCAUCUUCCGCCCUUCUCUUCCUUAAAGGGAUAGACCCUGAAGUGCACUUUUGAAGUCUGGUGUUAGAUGGCACAACGCGGAAGCCUGCCAAGACCGAGUACUACACAGAGAAGAGAUACGACCGUAAUAGGCUGCUGGGGAGCACGCGCUUUCUUCCCACCUCGGAGGAGGGAUCGGAGGGGAAGCCCACGCUGCACAUUUCAUGCUAAUCCUUUUAGCCAGCUGAUGUUCUCCCUGUAAGAGUUAAAUCAAAU
Messenger RNA from Echinops telfairi (small Madagascar hedgehog), 3231 nucleotides. It is a transcript of the gene GFRA1, whose product is annotated as GDNF family receptor alpha 1. The coding region runs from base 1 to 1476 and encodes 491 amino acids. The record is from RefSeq and is a predicted model, not a curated record. Gene Ontology annotation, molecular function: signaling receptor activity. Gene Ontology annotation, biological process: nervous system development. The transcript is spliced from 10 exons. Gene Ontology annotation, cellular component: signaling receptor complex; external side of plasma membrane. Lineage: Eukaryota; Metazoa; Chordata; Mammalia; Afrosoricida; Tenrecidae.